Molecule: messenger RNA, 1758 nt
Organism: Nicotiana tabacum (common tobacco)
Lineage: Eukaryota; Viridiplantae; Streptophyta; Magnoliopsida; Solanales; Solanaceae
Molecular function (GO): protein binding
Source: RefSeq, a predicted model, not a curated record
CCACAACCAAACAGCUUUUCGACUCUUGUUUUUCUCUUUUUCUUUUUGCAGUCUGAAAUUUUUAAUACCUGCAGGUUCGUAAUAGACAUGACUUUAAAAAAUGGACUAAUCACACCCAUAGGCCGUAAGUUUAGGUUAAUUUCUGUGAUUAAUCAGCACAAAAAGUUUCCAAGACUAUAAAAUAACUAGAGAUGACUCAUGCAUAGUGAACUUGAUUCUUUUGUUCUCUCUUUUGCCUCUGGCUUGAAAUUUUUGGUUUUGCCUUUGUAUCUAAUUUAAAGAUGAUGAAUGGUAUCGAAUUUGUCCUUCUUGUCUUCAGCAUGUUCCUUAUUGGACAUAGUAUUAAGACACUUGAAUUUACCAUUGCUUCCAGUGGCCAUGGUAGGAGAAAAGCUGCAGUAGCACAAGCACCUGCUCCAUCAAAGGGACAGAACCAAUUAGUUUUUGCUGAUCAAAGACUUGCUGUUGUGUACCCCAUCAUCCAGAAAUUCAAGAAUAUCAUCACUUCUGACCCUUUAGGUGUCACAAAAUCUUGGGUUGGUCCAAACAUAUGCAAUUAUACUGGUUUCUACUGUGAUACUCCCCCAGACGACAAAUCUGCAAUUGCUGUUGCUUCCAUUGAUUUCAAUGGUUUCCAACUAAGCGCCCCGAAUCUCGACGGAUUCCUUGAUCAGCUCCCUGACAUAGCACUCUUUCAUGCCAAUUCCAACAACUUUAGUGGUACUCUUUCUGCAAAUAUUGCCAAUCUUCCAUAUCUGUAUGAACUUGACAUCAGUAACAACCAAUUCUCUGGACCAUUUCCACCAGCCAUAUUGGGCAUGAAUAGCCUGUCUUUCUUGGACAUAAGAUUCAACUCUUUCACUGGAUCAGUGCCACCUCAGUUAUUCACAAAGGACCAGCUUGAUGCACUCUUCAUCAACAACAACAAUUUCAUGCAGAAAUUUCCUGAUAACUUAGGCAGCAGCAGCCAUGUUCUUUAUCUUACCUUAGCCAACAACAGAUUCUUCGGUCCAAUCCCGCGUAGUAUUUCCAAAAUCCUUGCGAGUUUGAGUGAAAUUUUGCUACUUAACAACUUGUUAAGUGGAUGUCUUCCAUAUGAACUUGGACUCUUGAAUGAAGCAGUUGUCUUUGAUGCCGGAAACAAUAGGCUUACAGGUCCACUUCCAUUCUCAUUAGGGUGCUUGGAGAAUAUGGAGGUCUUGAACUUUGCAGGAAAUCAGUUGUAUGGGAUGGUACCAGAGGUGAUCUGUUCACUGGGGAAUUUGGCCAAUUUGUCAUUGUCUCAUAACUUUUUUAUAGGAGUCGGGCCGAUUUGCCUAAGUUUGAUCAAGGAAGGCGUAGUUGAUGUGAGGAAAAACUGCAUUCCUGGAUUGCCAUCUCAAAGAUCCACUGCUGAAUGUGUAGCAUUUUUUGCUCAGCCAAGGUACUGUCCCUACAUGGAGACAUAUUCUUAUAUUCCCUGUUUCCUUCCCAGCUUCAAAUCUUCUCAUGAUCAUAAACAUCCAUAAUCACAAUCUCGGGUUGGAGCCUGGAAAUGAAGAACUUCUUGGUAAUAAGCCUUUAUCCCUUGAGACUACUCGGCGUAAAUCUGGAUUAUUCGGCCAGUAUUGUGCUUCGGAUACCAGAUGGUUAAACUGAGAAAAAUCAUAAACUUCGUCUUUUUAUUCGUAAACUUGUAAUUAUAUUUAGCAAGUAUGCACAACUAAAUAUGUGUACGUUCACCAGUAAUAAUGCAAUGACAUCUCUGAAGUUUUUCUA